This is a messenger RNA of Dicentrarchus labrax (European seabass), 1689 nucleotides long. RefSeq lists its product as uncharacterized. The coding region runs from base 153 to 1256 and encodes 367 amino acids. The transcript has 2 exons. NCBI's taxonomy places the organism in Eukaryota, Metazoa, Chordata, Actinopteri, Moronidae. The record is from RefSeq and is a predicted model, not a curated record.
UCACUAACUUACAUACUAACAUUUCUAAUUUCUUGAUGCCAGCUUUAACAUCACUUGAAUGAGAUUUACCCCAAAACAAAAAUAUAAGCUGUUGUGAGUGUGUAUCUUUCCCCUCAAGUCCCUUUUCUUUUCUUUUUUGGAAGGAAGCACCAAUGGGGGCGGAGGAAGCAGGAAGAGUAUUUUCGGCCCUCUUUCUGGUGCUGUUUCCGGCAGUUCAGCUAUCAUCAUCUGGAUGUGUGACCUACAAUUACAGCGAAACCUGUGGCUUUGUGGGCUCAUCAGUAGAGUUUCCCUGCUCCUAUCCCCAAAACGUUAAGGUCAUGUCAAUAUCAGGAUGGUCCAGACAAUUGUAUCCUCACAGGAAACUUACACCCUUGGAAAAGAUACAAGCUUAUUCGAACAGAAUUAAGUACCUCAAACGUGGAAACAAUGAUUGCACCAUGAAACUUACAGGCUUAAGAAAAAGUGACACAUCCAAUUACUACUUUAUUUACAAGUCCAUAAAAGUUACAGGUCAUCCAAUGACAUGUAAAAGUGUCCCGGCAGUGAGACUCCACAUUGUUGCCUCUCCUGUUAGCAUCCUGGUGAAGAAGCUUGUUAAUGGACAGGAUGUGGCUGUUGCAGAUUGCACAGUGAUGGAGGGUCAGAGGAUAAUGCUGACUUGUGUCUCCACCUGCGCUGCAAAUCUGAACUCCAACCCAGGCUACAUCUGGUACAAGAACAAUCUGCAAUUAAGUGGGAGCAGAGCAAACUCACCUUUCUUGUCUUUGGAGAACAUCAGUGUUGAGGAUACAGGCAGUUAUGUCUGCACCAUGAUUCUUUACAAAAACCUCCCCUCGUCUGUUGUCAACCUCAGAGUCCGGAGAAAACCCAGAAAUACUGUGGUGUCAGGUGAAAUCCCUGAUGCUGGAUCAGAAAAGGACAGUGUACCGACUCUGACACAUGUUUGUGAUGCACAGAACAACACAGACCAAAUCUUCAACAACUGCCGGACACCGUUCACAUUGUUCAUAAUGCUUUUAGCCAGUGUUAGUGUUGGAUUAGUCAUUACAAUAUUGGCUAUACUCGUCAUCAGAGCAAAGAAGAAAAAGGAUAAGAAGAUGAGAUGUGCUGGUCCCAACCACAACCGUGGCUCCUACAUGGUUCCAGAUAUCAACUCCAUGUCAGCUGAAUAUAACACACUGGACCCAGCGAGACGCUACACGGCUACUCACACUGUUUAUGAGAACCUACGCCAGCCUGGAAAGUGGGGAUGAAAGACUGGUUUUAAAGCAGCCCACCACCAGUUUUGCAUAUUAUAGCCCAUGUAUUAAGUGUCUAAGUUUCUUUUUAUUUCCAGUUUCCCCUGUGUACCACAAGUUUUCAUACUGAUAUCAAUUUGUAGCUGGAUUCAGCUCAUUUACUACAAUAUGGAACUUGACUUGGAUUUAAAGUCUAAUUUUAUCCUCCAUAGUGAUGCAUUUAUUUGUAAAACAAAAGCACUGAACAUUAAGUGCAUUUUUCCACUUUUAAACAACCUUAAACGAGUGUAAAAACGCUUUUGUUAAAUUUUACUUUCUUCAAAUGUUGCUGUUUCCAUCAAACUAAUGCAAUACUUUAAAUCGUACAUAAAAAUACAUUGACAGAAACACAGCUAUUGCCACCCUCCGGUAGUGUGGUUAAAAAUGACCAAAGUUUUGCUUACAAAGU